AUGGCACGGCUGGCAAGAGUGGGAACAGCUGCCGCGCUGCUGCUAGGCCUCGCGGCGGCCUUCGCGCCCGUGCCGCGGCAACGGGCACCGCUGCGCGCGGCCCCGCUCUUCGCCAAGGAGACGCUCCAGGACAAGAUCUACGCCUGGCAGGACCAAUUUAUUGCGGGUCUGACGAAGGACGACAAGGCGAAGACCACUCCUGCGCCGGCGCCGGCACCGGCGCCCAAGCCCGCGCCGAAGCCGGAGCCCGCACCGGCGCCAGCAUCGGCACCGGCGGCGAAGACGGACGCGGACGUCGCCGCGGCCGAGAAGAAGCGCCUCGAGGACGUCGCGGCGGCGAAGGAAAAAGAGGCGCAGCGCGUGGCCGACGCCGAGGCCGCCCGGCUCGCGGACGUCGCCAAGGCGGCGGAGAAGAAGGCGGAAAAGGCCGCGGCGGCGCCGACGGCGACGAAGGCGGCCCCCGCGCCGGCGAAGGCGACCGCCGGCAAAGGCGACGUCACGGGCAAGUACGCGGAACCGGCGCGCGAGGCCGCCGCUAUCAAAGCGAAGGAGGCGGAGAAGCGGCCGUUCCCCGUCGUGCCGCUCGCCGUCGGCGCCGUCGCGGUGUCGCUCGCGGCGCCGCCGGUGCGCGCGGCGGUCGGGCCGGCGGUCGCGGCCGUCGGCGCCAAGGCGGGCCCGGCCGCCGCGGCCGUCGCGGGCGGCGCCAAGGCCGGCGCCGGCGCCGUCGCCACCGGUGUGACGAAGGGCGCGGCCGCGGUCGCCUCUGGUGCCAAGGCGGGUGCGGGCGCGGUAGCCCCGGCCCUCGGCGCCUGCGUCGGCGGCGCGAAGGCCGGCGGCAGCUACGUCGCGGCCAAGGCGUGCGCGGGCGCCGGCGCCGUCGCCUCCGGCGCCAAGGCGGGCGUGUCCGCGGUGGCGGCGGGCGCGGGCCCGGCCCUCGGCGCGACGGUCGGCGGCGUCAAGGCCGGUGCCGGCUUUGUGGCGGCGAAGACCGCGGCGGGCGCGGGAGCCGUGGCCUCCGGCGCCAAAGCGAGUGCCGGCUUCGUGGCGACGAAGGCGUGCGCGGGCGCCGCUUGCGUGAAGAGCGGCGCGGGCCCGGCCCUCGGCGCGGCCGUUGGUGGCGCCAAGGCCGGCGCCGGUGCCGUCGCCGCCGGCGCCAAGGCCGGCGCCGGCGCCGUCGCCGCCGGCGCCAAGGCGGCCGCGGCGGGCGCGGGACCCGCGCUCAGCUCCUGCGUCGGCGGCGUCAAGUCCGGUGCUUGCUAUAUCACGAGCAACGCCGGCCCCGCCGUCAGCACGGCGUGCGCGAAGACGUCCGCCGCCGCCGGGGCGUGCUACGCGAAAACGACUGCAGUCGUCGGAUCUGUCACCUCAUUAGCGAACGAGGGCCUCCACGCGGCCUACGACCUGACCCUGGCCAAGGUGCCGACGUCGACGGACGGCUGGCUCAGGGGCUUCAACACUGCCUACGACCGUCUGCUAGGCUGGGUGCCCACGACGGGCAAGGGCUGGGUGACCGUCGCGGACAACGUGUAUGAGGCGACCGUGGCGAAGGUGCCCCUGACCUGGAAGGGCUGGCGGAAGCUCGGGACGUCGUUCGUCAAGCGCCUCGACAAGUGGUACGCGCUCUCCCUGGGGAAACUCUAA
Molecule: messenger RNA, 1641 nt
Organism: Pelagomonas calceolata
Lineage: Eukaryota; Pelagophyceae; Pelagomonadales; Pelagomonadaceae
Source: the annotation of a GenBank genome assembly